This is a messenger RNA of Cetraspora pellucida, 648 nucleotides long. NCBI's taxonomy places the organism in Eukaryota, Fungi, Glomeromycota, Glomeromycetes, Diversisporales, Gigasporaceae. The record is from the annotation of a GenBank genome assembly.
AUGUUCCAGGCAAGAAAUCACAUAUUAUUACAUCCAACAAAUGAUAAUGAAUACUUUAUCGAUCGCAAUGGGCGGGCAUUUCAUUACAUUUUAGAAUUUUAUCGAACCGGUGAGAUUACUUGGCCAAAUGAUGAUGCGGUGCAAACAUGCUGUUGUACACAAGUAUCCCGACGAGAAUUAAACAAAGAAAUAGAUUAUUUCCAAAUUCCAGUUUCUAAAGACAUUGAUUUAAAAAAUGUUGACAAUCCAAAAUCCUUAGCAAUAAAAUUAGAUGGAUUCGCGGCGGCGUUAGGGGAAGCAAUAUGCAUCGCAAGACAAGAUUAUCAAACAAUUUUUCAUGUAAAAUUUUAUGAUCGUCUACCUAUUCAUAAUAUGAAAGAUAUUCCAAAAAAUAUUCCAAUUCAAAUUCAUUCUCAACCACAAAUAGAUAGAUUACUUAGACCUUAUAUUAGUAGCGGUUAUUAUAUAUUGGACGUGUUUUCUAAACAUAUAGAAACACAUAUUAAAAGUCUCAUGCCGGAAUUAAGAUGGUGUUUGGAUAAACGAUUCAAAUUUGAACCAGAACCAACUUAUUAUGAUUUGAAAAUUGUCGGAAGUAAUUUAUUGGAUAAAAAUGAGAUACUGAAAUAUUCAACUCUUGGAAAAUGA